This is a messenger RNA of Monopterus albus (swamp eel), 1840 nucleotides long. It is a transcript of the gene fancf, whose product is annotated as FA complementation group F. The transcript has a single exon. Lineage: Eukaryota; Metazoa; Chordata; Actinopteri; Synbranchiformes; Synbranchidae. Gene Ontology annotation, cellular component: Fanconi anaemia nuclear complex. Gene Ontology annotation, biological process: interstrand cross-link repair. The record is from RefSeq and is a predicted model, not a curated record. The coding region runs from base 430 to 1452 and encodes 340 amino acids.
UAGUAGAUUAUUCGGUGGCUUUUAUUUUGAAGGACUGUUUGUUAUUGCUCAAGAACGCAUGCGCAGUGAUAAAAGCGACGCAAACAGGUUGAGAAAUGCAGACAGUGGAGUGAUCGUAACAACACUAACGUUAACUAUAUUAAUUUUCACUAAAUAUUCCAUUAUAAGUGCGUCAUUUUCACGCUUGUUUGUAACGCUAGUUGUUACUUAAAAGCAUGUUUGUUAAAAAGGAUUUUGUUUUGAAGCGUGCCACCGGAAAUCGAAACGUUAGCUAAAGUUGUCUGGAUCUAGCUAACUCGCCAUCUCAAUAACGCUACAUGUAAGGCAGCAGAGGGCCUUUUGUGUCAGUGCUUAGGUUGUGACUCUCCUCCAGAGCGGGUAUCCAUCAGCGAAAGCCAGAGGUUGAACAAUGAACACAGAGAGCGCCACAUGGAGGCGAUGCUGAAAAACGUGACGAGCACGGUGGAGCUGCUGGCCGUGGCGGCACAGAGCGGUGCGGUGGAGCAAUGGGAUAAACAAACUCUGUCCAGAGCGUUUGACUGGGCCCGGUACUGCGAACAUGUUUUCUCUAAGUUUCACAAUGUCCCCACUGUAAGGAGGAUUAUGGAGACGCAGCUGCAGCUCACAAAUCAGGGUUUGCAAGCUGCCCUCCCCGGAUAUACAGAAAUCUCCUUCUCGGACCUCUCACGGUGCCAGCACCUGUUGCUCGUUGGGCUGCUGAACAAUCCUGAGCUGCCCAGCAAGAUCAUGGAGAUACUCUUUGACAUCACGAGUAACGGAAACAGUAAGAACUGUGAGUAUCCGGAUGUUACCGGCCUCUGCAGCCGCAUCAUUCAGUACAAAUCUGCACGUCAAGUUUUGAGUCCUCUCGCAGACCUGUCAGCGGUUGGUGCUGAUGCUGCGGUGCAGGGGGUGAUGCUGAUGGAGAGACUGGGUGCUCUGCUGAGCCAAGGCAGUGAGGUCUGCCAGAUAGAGCACUUUUUAGACUCUGUACUACUAGGUUGUGAAGAAGCAGCCCAACAUUUCUGUCUGGUCAUUGCUGCAGCUCUGCUGACGCCGAAAAAUUCAACUGCUUCACAUGAUUUUCUUCUAGACUGGCUACAGAAAAAAGACAGCAUGCUGCAGCACAUGUACUCUGCACUGCCUACUCGACUUCUUAAGGACGUGGCCAAAGAACACCUGAAGUUCAGAGAUGCAUACUGUGAUGUACUGAAAAAAUGGGCCUCCGAGAUGGAGUACAGCAUAAACGACAGGGUAUGGGUUCAACCCAGCUCUACCACCACAGUGUCCUUCCAGAAACUGACUGAGCACUUUCUAUCCUUGUUUGAGGCCUGUCCAUCUCUGAAGGAGGAUGUAGAGAAGGAGCUAAGUGCUUUGAAGACGUCUGAUGGAGACUUUGAUGUCAGAGGUCUGAGUGUGUGGGGAGACCUCCUGACAGCAUUAAAAAAGUGACUGUCAGGCUAGGGCUUUCGGUAGAGAUGGUAAAGAUACUGACAAAAGGCACGUCUGUCUGUAUACUGAUGCAAUAUAUGACUAUAGAGCUUGGUAUUUUUGAUUCCAAAAAAAAGCACCAGUUAUUGAAAGCUGCCGGUGACUGAAUGUUAGCAUCAAGAGCUUGCACAGAUUCUUGUUCUUUAUUUCUAAUUAAACAGAUUUUAGUCUAUAUUUUAUUUAGACAAAUGUCUUUCAUGGAUGCUUACUUUAUAAUUUAAGAACAUUGGUUUCUUUUGGUAAAUUAAAAAUGGUUUCUUAGAUAAAUAUAUUUAUAUUUCAACAGAGGAAUGUAUCAAAAGUGUUGGGAUCAAAACCUGGAUCAUAUCAUAAAGUUUCCAGAUGGUAA